AUGACCACAGUGCAAUCGGUCGAAGAACCUGGACCAGUUCCCAUCCUCAUACGACCGCCUCAAAGUGCGCGCAUCAACGAGAACGAGUCAGUUCGCUUCACUUGUCAUGUUUUGGCCAAGCCUCCAGCAAAUGUCACUUGGUACAUAAACGGCCAACCUGUGCCCAAUGUUGGCGAGUUGGUAUCCCCCUCAGAAAAGGAAGAAAGUGAACAAAGCAUCCGACCUCACCAGGCACGUUUCGACGGACUCAUGCACCAUUUGGAGAUGCGCAAAUGUCGGCCAGAUGAAUCAGGCCAAAUUUUGGUUAUAGCUAGACGCUCUGAUAUGCCUCGUGAGAUCGUAGACUCUUCACCGGAGAACUCCACCUCUGCAACGGUUACUCUUGAGGUCGUCCCGGUCCAAGACUUGAGAGCACAACUCAGACCAGUCCGACGUUCAUUACCGGAAGCGGCCCCCAUUCAGGCGGUCCAGAUCAUGCCAGCGGCUACACCGUCAGGCAGAAUUCCGUACUUCACAAGACCCCUUCAGCCAACAACGGUCGUUGAAGGCUCGUUAGCCGACCUCUACGUCGAAUUUGAGUCUGAACCAUCCGCCGAGAUCAAGUGGUUCCGAAACGGCCUUGACAUUUCCUCCAACCCAGACUACAAAAUUACCACAACUGAACUAACUAGUCAUCUAGUAAUUUCGGAGACCUUCCAAGAUGAUUCAGGCACAGUCAUGGUUACUGCAACUAAUCCACUUGGACAGGCUUCUACAAUGGGUGUCCUUCAUGUCACUCCCGCAAUUCGGCUUACGCCAGUUCGACCGGUAACUGUCGGCCAGCCACCGCAAUUUCUGCCACCUUUACUUCAAGAUGGCCUAUUCAACCUUGGGGAACCUGUCACACUUGAAUCCAAGGUGAUCGGAGAGCCUUUGCCUGAAGUGAAAUGGGAACGUAACGGUCAGCUCAUUCAACCGACUGAGGCCUCUUACUUGCGCAGAUUUGACGAACCACCUUUCCACACUCUUCUGCUCUGUGAGACACGGCCUGAGGAUGCCGGUCUGUACAAGUGUAUUGCAACCAACCCGCACGGACAGGCUGUGUGUGCUGCACAGAUUGUGGUUGAAUUGCCCCCUGAACCUGUUGUACAGCCCAUGAGUCCGCCGGUAAUCCUUGAGGCUCCUAAGGACAUCACAGUGUCUGAGACGCAGAGCGUUGUUCUGCAAUGCCGGGUAAAAGGAACACCGAUCUCAAAUGUUCUUCAUUUUGGGCUUCUUUGCGUACACUAUGAAGGGUUAAUUGAAUAG
This is a messenger RNA of Protopolystoma xenopodis, 1287 nucleotides long. NCBI's taxonomy places the organism in Eukaryota, Metazoa, Platyhelminthes, Monogenea, Polystomatidea, Polystomatidae. The record is from the annotation of a GenBank genome assembly.